Messenger RNA from Penicillium atrosanguineum, 234 nucleotides. RefSeq lists its product as uncharacterized. The transcript has 3 exons. The record is from RefSeq and is a predicted model, not a curated record. NCBI's taxonomy places the organism in Eukaryota, Fungi, Ascomycota, Eurotiomycetes, Eurotiales, Aspergillaceae. The coding region runs from base 1 to 234 and encodes 77 amino acids.
AUGGAUAAACUCUCCGGUCUCGCUUCCAAGCUCGGUGGCAACAAGGGCUCCAACCAGUCUUCUGGACAGGAGGAUUAUGCUGACAAGGGUCUCGAUUCUGCCGAGAGUAAGCUCAGUGGCGGCAAGGUCGACCCCGCCAAGAUGCGCUCCACCAACGAGAAGAUCACCGAUACUGGCCGCGACCAGUUCGAAAAGGCCACUGGAAAAAACGUUCCGGACAAAUUUUCCAAUUAA